Monodelphis domestica (gray short-tailed opossum) is the source of this 1948-nucleotide messenger RNA. RefSeq names its product karyopherin subunit alpha 7 (gene KPNA7). Lineage: Eukaryota; Metazoa; Chordata; Mammalia; Didelphimorphia; Didelphidae. Gene Ontology annotation, cellular component: cytoplasm. Gene Ontology annotation, biological process: protein import into nucleus. The record is from RefSeq and is a predicted model, not a curated record. Gene Ontology annotation, molecular function: nuclear import signal receptor activity; protein binding.
GUCUCAUUGGGAAGUGUCCUCUCUGCCUGCAGAGGGUCCUUGGGCUUUGCCUUCACGAGAGGUAGUCAAUCAGUAGAAUAAUGAGGGGAUCACUAACUGGUGUGUCUGCUGGAGGCCCAGGUAUCUGCCUUUUUCUUUCUUUAAAAUUGGCCAGAAGGAUGGGGCAGUUUGCUUUGCCUCCAUUUGGGACUUCUUUAGUGAAUGAAGACAAUAUUUUGAAUUGCUGAAGCACCUUCUGGUUAUUCGUGUCUUCCACAGUCAACAUGUCUGCCUCAGGAAUCCAAAAUGAGAGGUUAAAAAAAUUUAAGUACAGAGGACGAAAUAUGGGUCUGAUAAGACAACAGAGGAUAGCUGUCAGCGUGGAACUCCGGAAGGCAAAGAAAGAGGAACAGAUUCUUAAAAAAAGAAAUAUAUUUAAUACCCUUCACUCACUCCUAUCUGAGAACCGGGAUAAUGAGGGUAAUCUUACACUGGAGGAAAUAGUCAAGGGCGUGAAUGGAAAUGACCCAGAUCUCUGUCUCAAGGCCACCCAGGCAGUCAGGAGGAUGUUAUCUCGAGAAAGGAACCCACCUCUAAGUAUGUUUAUUGAACUGGGGCUCGUGCCUAAGCUGGUGACGUUUCUGAGCUUGUCUUGUAGCCCCAACUUGCAGUUUGAGGCAGCCUGGGCCCUGACAAACAUUGCCUCUGGAAGCUCUGGGCAGACCAAGGCAGUUGUUGAUUCAGGAGCCAUCCCUCUCUUGAUUCAGCUCCUCUCUUCUUCCUACUUAAACAUCCGUGAGCAAGCCGUAUGGGCACUAGGGAACAUAGCAGGUGACGGCCCUGAAUUGAGAGAUGCCAUUAUUGCCUGUAAUGCGAUCCCUGCUCUGUUAUCCCUGGUCUCACCUACUCUACCUGUUUCAUUUCUGCGGAACUUGACGUGGACCUUGUCUAACCUCUGCCGGAAUAAGAACCCCUACCCUUGUGCAAAGGCAGUUAAGCAGAUCCUGCCCGUCCUGACUGAGCUCCUGCAACACCAAGACCCGGAGAUUCUGUCUGAUGCCUGCUGGGCUCUGUCCUACCUUACUGAGGGCUCCAAUCAGAGGAUUAACCUCGUGGUGCAGACCGGGGUCCUUCCAAGGCUGAUCUACCUCAUGCAGAGCCCAAACCUGACUAUUCUGACUCCUUCCCUCCGGACAGUUGGUAACAUUGUCACUGGGACAGAUCACCAAACCCAGAUGGCCAUUGAAGCAGGUGUCUUGACCGUGCUGCCCCAGCUCCUGCAUCACCAGAAGCCCACAGUCCAGAAGGAGGCUUGUUGGACACUCAGCAACAUUGCUGCUGGUCCUAGUGAACAGAUCCAGCAGCUAAUAAGCUGUGGGCUGCUGCCACCUUUAGUGGCCUUACUAAAAAAUGGAGAUUUCCGAGUCAAGAAAGAAAUUAUUUGGACAAUGGCUAAUUUCACAAGUGGGGGGACAUCGGACCAGGUGCUUGAACUCAUCAAGGCUGGAUUCCUGGAACCUCUGCUUGAUCUGCUCACUAUCAAAGACAGCAAAAUUCUCCUCCUCAUUCUGGACAUUCUUGAGCAUUUCUUACAGAUUGCAGAGAAACUAGGAGAGAAGGAAAAGCUGUGCAUGCUAAUAGAGGAACUUGGUGGACUAGAUAAAAUCGAGGCAUUACAAUUUCAUGAAAACAGCUUGAUUUUUCAAACUUCCUGCAAUCUCAUCGAGAAUUACUUUUCUGAGAUGGAAAAUCUCCAAGAUCAACCAGAGAUAGACCAAGAAAAAAAUACCUUCAAAUUUUCUGUGGAAGAUAAGAAUGUAAAAUUUACCUUGUAAAACAACUAACAUUUCCAGAGAAAUUGUACUUGGUGAAUGGGGAAAGAGGAAACACUUGUUUGGUUUUGUUUUUUAUUACUUUACCAUGUCACGGAGGUUAAAGAUGUAAAGGUUUUGUAUAUUUAUAAAUAAAA